This is a messenger RNA of Bactrocera latifrons, 1000 nucleotides long. Its product is annotated as probable phosphatase phospho2. The transcript has a single exon. The record is from RefSeq and is a predicted model, not a curated record. Bases 74 to 829 code for a protein of 251 amino acids. Gene Ontology annotation, molecular function: phosphatase activity. NCBI's taxonomy places the organism in Eukaryota, Metazoa, Arthropoda, Insecta, Diptera, Tephritidae.
AACAUUUACUCACCAAAAUUUAUAUAGAAAAUUAUUUUUGACCUUUGCUCUGAAUUCUUUAGUAACGCUAAAAAUGGCUUUUGGACCGCCCAAACGACGUCUACUGAUAUUCGAUUUCGACGAGACUUUGACUUCGAUGGAUUCCACUUGUCUUUUGCGCGAUUUGCUGCCGGUGUAUCGACGUCCCAAGGAAAUAAACGAGUUAAAAGGAGGAAGGAUUGCAUACUUGAACACAUUAUUUACAGAAUUACGUGCAGCAGGUUACUCAUCGACCGAACUACGUCGCCUAAUAGCAGGCAUACCGCCAGUGCCGAGCAUUGUGGACUUUAUAAAACAUCUCUACGAAUCAUGUGAUCCAAAAUACGAUAUUAUUAUUAUCAGCGACUGCAGCAGCAUUUUUAUCAACGAUUGGCUCGCCAAUCAUCAACUGACCGAGUGUAUCAAAGAGAUUUUCACUAAUCCAUCGUUUGUUGUUUCCAGUGAUGGUAUGCGAGUGGAGGCGAUGCAACGAGCCAAAUGUCCGCUGAGCCCACCAAACCUUUGCAAACGCAGUAUUUUGGAAAGAUAUCUGACAAAGCGCCAGGCGAUGGGUGUAACUUACGACCGUGUGAUUUUCGUGGCCGAUGGCGCGCACGACUAUUGUCCCACGUUGGUCAUGCGUCGGGAUGACAUUGUGUGCGCACGGAAAGGAAAGGAUCUUGAGAAGAAAAUACGUUGCUAUCGCAGAAAGUGCAAGGUGAGACCGCUUGUGCUGUUGUGGAGUACCGGGCAUGGGCUGCUGACGCUCUUGGAGUCUGCUCUAGAUUGUGUGACUAUUUCAAGCAUAUAAACCCGGUUGAAAUAGUUUUAAAUAAAACUGGUGCGAUUUUUUUAAUUGUAAAAAUUAUAGACACACACAAAUACAAAGGAUACAGUGAGCAAAAGGAAACAAAUACGUACAGUAGUUACAACAAAUAGUGUUAUUGUUAAAAAUUCUUAAUACCAAUUCCAAUUUCACAUU